Molecule: messenger RNA, 3350 nt
Organism: Colletotrichum godetiae
Lineage: Eukaryota; Fungi; Ascomycota; Sordariomycetes; Glomerellales; Glomerellaceae
Product: armadillo-type protein
Exons: 2
Coding region: 229-3075 (948 amino acids)
Biological process (GO): protein import into nucleus
Cellular component (GO): cytoplasm; nucleus
Molecular function (GO): nuclear import signal receptor activity; small GTPase binding
Source: RefSeq, a predicted model, not a curated record
CCCACUGCCCUUACUACCGACCGUGGCCCUGGCCGAACAACUUCAACGACUGCCCCUCUCUACCUUACCCUCCCGCCGUGCUCGACAACCACCCGACCGACCGACCUCACAUCAUCGCUCCGUCGCUCGAAUCCUCCCCCGAUUCUCGACCACCUGACAAGUCGCCAACCUCUAUUUUUUUUUGUUCAACUCUUCUUUUUCCAAAUUAUCCCCAGAUAGGCGCCAGUCAUGGCCUGGCAGCCGGCCCCAGAGUCCUUGAGCCAGCUGGCUGCUUGCCUCAAGGACUCGCUCAGCGGAUUCGACAAGAAUGCGCAGAAGCAGGCAGAGAUCAUGCUCACGCAGGCCAAGGCCUCUCCCGACUUCAACAACUAUCUCGCAUACCUUUUCUCCAGCGCCGAUCCGCCCCAGGGUGUACAAUGCUCUGCCCAAGACUUCCACCUCGUGCGCUCUGCUGCUGCCAUCAUGCUGAAGAAUAAUGUGCGCACCAACUACAAGCAGAUUCCCGAGAGCAGCUUGGCCCUCAUCAAGAUGGCCAUUCCCCUCGGUAUCCAGGACAAGAACUCCCAGGUCCGUAAUUACGCCGGCAACAUCGCGACCGAGAUCAUCAGGAGAGGCGGUAUCUUGAGCUGGCCUGAGUUGCUCCCCCAGCUGCUCAGUCUCAUUUCCAACGAGAACGGCCAGGUUUCCAACGAGGGCCAGGAGGGCGCAAUGUCCGCCAUGGCCAAGAUUUGCGAGGACAACGUCAAGGUUCUGGAGCGUGAGCACAACGGCCAACGCCCCCUGAACUUUUUGCUCCCCAAGUUUAUCGAGGCCACUAAGAGCGAGCUGCCCAAGGUCCGCGCAAAGGCCCUGACUGCCAUCAACGUCUUCACUCCGCGCAAGUCUCAGGCGAUGCUCAACAACAUUGACAGCCUGCUGAACCACCUCUUUACCUUGGCUGGCGACCAGCACCCCGAUGUGCGCCGCCAGGUGUGCCACGCCUUCGUCCAGCUAGUCGAGACCCGCCCAGACAAGCUGCAGCCCCACAUUGCUGGCCUCGUCGACUACAUCAUCACCCAGCAGAAGAGUGAUGACGAAGAUCUAGCAUGCGAGGCUGCCGAGUUUUGGCUGGCCGUGGGCGAGCAUGAGGACCUGUGGCGCUCCCUGACGCCAUACCUCGACAAGAUCAUCCCCGUAUUGCUGGAGUGCAUGGUCUACAGUGGGGAGGACAUUGCCCUUCUCGGUGGUGCAUCAGACGACGAGGAAGAAGAAGACCGCGAGGAGGACAUCAAGCCGCAAUUCGCCAAGAAGUCGGCGGCCAGGGGUAAGGGUGGCGAGGCCUCAGCCGAUACUGCCCAGAACGGAAAUGCCUAUGAAAAGCUGGCUAGCAUGGAUGACGAUCUGGAGGAGGGCGAGAUCGACGACCUUGACGAUGGCGACGAGAACCCCGACGAACGUUGGACUAUCCGCAAGUGCUCCGCCGCUGCCCUCGACGUCUUUGCGCGUGACUUUUCCGACCCUGUCUUCACUGCGAUCCUGCCCUACCUGACGAGCAACCUCAAGCAUGAGGAAUGGCAGUACAGAGAGGCCGCUGUCCUGGCCCUCGGCGCAGUCGCCGAGGGAACCAUCAAUGCCGUUACCCCCCACCUGCCGGAGCUUGUACCCUACCUCCUCUCACUCCUCGGAGACAACGAGCCCAUCGUCAGGCAAAUUACCUGCUGGACGCUCGGCCGCUACUCACAGUGGGCUGCGAACCUCGAUCAGAACCAAAAGGUCACUUACUUCGAGCCCAUGAUGGAAGGCAUCCUCCGCAAGAUGCUCGACAAGAACAAGAAGGUCCAGGAAGCUGCGGCGUCCGCUUUCGCCAACCUCGAAGAGAAGUCCGGCAAGGUUCUCGAGCCCUACUGCAUCCCUAUUCUGCAGCAGUUCGUCCAGUGUUUUGCCCGGUACAAGGACAGAAACAUGUAUAUCUUGUACGACUGCGUCCAAACCUUGGCGGAGAAUAUUGGUCCCGUUAUUGCUCAGCCGGACGCUAUGGGCCUCCUGAUGCCUGCCUUGAUUGAACGCUACCAAAAGGUCAGCGACGACUCGCGUGAGCUCUUCCCUCUGCUAGAGUGCCUCUCUUACGUCGCCAUGGCGCUGGGCUCGGCCUUCACCCCUUAUGCGCAGCCCAUCUUCGUAAGAUGCGUCAACAUUAUCCACACAAACCUCGAGCAAAGUUUGCAGGCUACCAACAACCCAACGCUCGACUCCCCAGACAAGGACUUUCUCGUCACGAGUCUCGACCUAUUGAGUGCUAUCAUCCAGUCUCUUGAUGAGGACAAGAAGCAGGAGCUGGUCAGAGGCUCAGAGGGAACGUAUUUCGAGCUUCUCGGCUUCUGUCUCGAGGAUCCUCAGGACGAUGUCCGGCAAUCAGCUUACGCCCUGCUGGGAGACUGCGCGAAAUACGUUUUCCCUCAGCUUGAGAAGCAUCUGAACUCUAUUUUCCCCAUCUUGCUGAAGCAGCUGGACCUCGACAACAUUCUCGACGAGGAGAUUGACAGCGGCUUUAGCGUUGUCAACAAUGCAUGCUGGUCCGCUGGCGAGAUCGUCAUGGUCAACAGCAAGGCAAUCUCUCCUUUCGUCCCGGAACUUCUGCAGCGCUUGGUCGAGAUCAUUUCGAACCCUGGUGUACAAAACGCAGUCAAUGAGAACGCAGCUAUUGCUCUCGGCCGCCUUGGUCUUCACAACUCUGAAGCCCUCGCCCCUCUACUGCCGACCUUUGCCGAGGACUUCCUCUCAGCUAUGGAGCACGUCGAGUUCCUGGAAGAGAAGGCCACUGCCUUCAAAGGCUUUACCCUGGUCGUUGGACAGAACCCCCAAGCUAUGGAGAAGGCGCUUCCCCAGCUCUUCGUUGCCAUUGCAAGGUACAAGGAGAUUAAUAUGAGGAGCCCAAUCAAGGCCGAACUGCACGAGCACUUCCAGAAGGUCAGCAUCACCAUCCAUCCCACGCGCAGCGAUAUCUACUUACAUAGCCUAGGUUAUAAACAUGUACCGGGAAAUGAUUCCUCAGUUCAACGACUUUGUGAACCAAAUGCGGCCCGAGGAUCAGGGUAAACUUCGCCAGUACUACUCUGCAUGAUUAGGGCACGUGGACGCUUGAGAGUUUGCGUAUGAAGACGACGUUGAACACGAAGAAAAAGGGCCCAGUUUCGAGCGAUCUUUCAUGAUAUGACUUGGGGAGGAAAAUACCACCGAGGCGUCCUUUACAAAUGAGUAACGACGAUGCCUUUUGGGAGAAAGAGCAGAGGAGAGGAAGACACAUAUCAAGGAAGCAAAAACGGCUUGUAAUUGGGUCGCAAGAGACGAUCGAGUUGAAAGAAAGAAUCCGA